Molecule: messenger RNA, 1088 nt
Organism: Coniophora puteana RWD-64-598 SS2
Lineage: Eukaryota; Fungi; Basidiomycota; Agaricomycetes; Boletales; Coniophoraceae
Exons: 3
Coding region: 1-936 (311 amino acids)
Source: RefSeq, a predicted model, not a curated record
AUGGCUACUAUUCAGUUUCCUGUGGAUCUCAUGGAGCUGGAUGAACGCGAUGAAUUUGUGACCCUCGAAUCCGACCCUAGCGUCGCUCCCCCUUUUGACAGUACCCCUCGCCGUAUCACAGAUAUCACGGGGUUCAUUUCUCGAGGGGAGACUUCCAUGAUCCCUCCUGAAAAUCUGCACGAACCUUUUGUUUUUCGAGCAAGACUGGACAUCCAGUGGGACGACACGGAGUCGGUGGUCUGUAAGGCUGGGUACGGCAAGAAAUGCACUGACAAGCUUAGGAAAGAGGCCCUAAUUUAUGGCAGGAAGCUUUCUGGUCUUCAAGGUACAUGCGUCCCGCAGAUCUACGGCUACUACACUGGCUAUACUGCCGAGGACGGUCGGCUCUCGGUUCUUGUCAUGGAGGACUGUGGCCAGCCUUUGCCUCGGUCACUUAACACGCUCCCACGAAGUGUGAAAAAGAGUAUACUGGAGUGUCUUAUCAAGCUCCAUAAAGCUGGUGUAUGGCAUGGGGACGUCGACGACGAAAUGAACAUUGUCGUACGUCCCUCGAAGAACGACACGUGCGAGAUCAGGUUCGUCGACUUUAGUAACGCACAAGACAAUCACACCUGCGGAGUCAACCCCGAGUUCCUCGAGGAUACUACCGAGCCUACCUUCGAUCGAAUCCGGUGUAAGGAGAUUUACCAGGUGUGGCUAGAAUCAGAGUUAUGGGUUGACAGUUACAUCCUUUUCUAUGACAAGGUGGUGCCAGUUGAACAAAUGACGACUCCAGAGAACCUCUUAGCUGUCACAAACAUCCUCAACGAGCUCGAGGAACACGAAGAUAUCCGCGACUGGGAAGCGAGGGAUGCAGCUGAGGCAGAGAUUGAUUACUACCGCGAACGGUGUGAAGCCCGCAAGCACUGGGAGUCGACGCCCCUUUACGCGAAUUGAUGUAGUUACAAAUCAUCUGGGUUACUUGACCUUAACCAAGGUGCUCGAUUAAAUUAAACGGACUAGCUGGGGGUGAAAGCGGUGUAUAUUAACGGAUAACAGAUGUGUUUGGCUACUUGUGUACAACUCGGCCUAGUCGAGGGUAAUUAAAC